UCUCCAGCCCUCCGCAGCUUCACAUGCUAAGCAGCAAAUGAUGGGCAAAGCGGAAGACAGCACCACCCUCAUGCCCAGUGAGCACCUGCCCUUGCUGGACAAAGCAGCCCCCAGCACCACCUACCUGAGUCAGGCAGAAGUGGCCGAGCAGGGUGGUGCUGCUCCCUGGCCAGGGCUCCGCAAAGCCUUGAUCGGCCUGCUGGGGGGCCUCCUCGCCUGCAUGCUGGCCCUGGCUGUUGCCCUGUUGCUUGCGCUGCCCCGGCCCCACCCUCCCCUGGGCUGGUGGCAGAAGGCUGCCUUCUAUCACCUGCCCCCCUCCUCGUUCCCGGACUCUAACAGCGAUGGGUGGGGAGACCUGGCAGGCGUGAGGCAGGAGCUGGGCUGGCUGGCGGCCCUAUCCAUCCAGGCCCUGGUGCUGGGCCCCAUCCUCGCAGGCAGAGGAGCCAACCUGACCCAGAUUGUCCCUGCCCAUGGAUCCCUGGCACAGCUGCAAGCUCUGGCAAUUGAUGGACACAAAAGAGGAAUCCGAAUCCUGCUUGAACUUCCAAUAUGGGAAGAAGAGAUGGAUGUAACAGCUGAGAGCAAUCAAACGGUCCAGCACCUCAAAGAAGCCCUACAGUUUUGGCAGUCAGAAGGCAUGCAUGGAUUUUUGGUGGCCAAGGAUCCUGCCUGGCGCCUCGUCACGGUACUGAGUGCCUGGCGUGCCCUAGACAGCCAGAGGCAGACCGAUCCACGGGAGGAGCGGGCCCUGAUCGUCUGGGAUGAGAGUGAGACCUGCACUCCUUCUCACGGGAUGCCCAGCAGGGUCAUCCUCACCUGCCACCUGCCAGGAGCUCAGAAAAAUCUCUCUGCCCAGGCUCUGCUGCAACUGGUGCAGGGAUCCCUGCAGCCUUCUGGCAUGCCAUGGCCCAGCUGGGCAGUGCCCAAAGGGUUCUCGCCUGUUGGUGGCUUGGGGAAAAUGCUCGGGGUGUUGCUGUUCACCCUUCCAGGAGUGCCCCUGGUACAAGGGGGGGCAAGAUCACCACUGCCGCUAGAAUAUGAGCUGAUGGAAGGAAAGCCCAGCAGAGCCCCACUGGCAGUCCUGUACCAGUCCCUCCUGGCACUGCGUGCAAAGUCCUCCUCCCUACAUGACUCCGACUUCACCCUGCUGCCCCUCCCCAACCACGCCGAGGACGUCGUCGCCUUCCUCCGGCCAGGCCCCUGCUCCAGCCUUCUGGUGGUCUUGAACCCGGGGCCGCAGCCCUGCCAGCUCAGCCUGAAAGAACUCAGCUUCCCAGGCCAGGCCAAGGUGGUGCUCAGCACCCACCCCACCCUCCAGGAGGAAGCCAGCGUGGAGGCGGUGAGGCUGGUGCCGCAGCAGGCCAUUCUGCUCCAAGUGCCCCGCGGAUACUGGGCGUGAUCAGCUGCCAUGGAAUUCAGCUCCACGGGAGGCACACAGCCGGUGGCCAACAGAGUAAGAAAGGAACUUGUGCUCCCCACCUCGCACCCCGGCUGUGGGGUUUGGGCCAAUGUAUGUGAUGCUCCUGCCCCACUGGCUGCUGUACUCAUUUGUCUGCAAAUUAGUAAAGUUGCUUGACACAAUU
Messenger RNA from Candoia aspera, 1583 nucleotides. Its product is annotated as amino acid transporter heavy chain SLC3A2-like. Gene Ontology annotation, cellular component: apical plasma membrane; basolateral plasma membrane. The transcript has 8 exons. Gene Ontology annotation, molecular function: L-alanine transmembrane transporter activity; aromatic amino acid transmembrane transporter activity; L-leucine transmembrane transporter activity. Lineage: Eukaryota; Metazoa; Chordata; Lepidosauria; Squamata; Candoiidae. The coding region runs from base 38 to 1399 and encodes 453 amino acids. Gene Ontology annotation, biological process: phenylalanine transport; L-alanine import across plasma membrane; L-leucine import across plasma membrane. The record is from RefSeq and is a predicted model, not a curated record.